Molecule: messenger RNA, 1557 nt
Organism: Branchiostoma belcheri (Belcher's lancelet)
Lineage: Eukaryota; Metazoa; Chordata; Leptocardii; Amphioxiformes; Branchiostomatidae
Product: lysosome-associated membrane glycoprotein 1-like
Exons: 2
Coding region: 419-1003 (194 amino acids)
Cellular component (GO): membrane
Source: RefSeq, a predicted model, not a curated record
UCCGUUUUUCUUGACAUCAUGUUUCUGUAACGUCAUCUGGCCUCCGUGACUUUUUUCUUCUGUCAACAGAGACGAUAGGUUCGCCAAAGCGGAAAGAUGUGCAGGAGAUCACCAUACGUCCACCCCCACUCCAGUAACCACACCACCGGCCGUCACUUCGGAAAUCCCCCUGGCCAAUGCUAGCACGAUACCCACAGUGCCCUCUAACGUAACGCUGGGCCCUGCUUCUACACUUGGACCUACGAAUGGCAGCUUCACCUUACAACCGGCAUCCAGCGUUGCCCCUGGCAACCACACGACGCCAGCUUCCACCACGGUGCCGUUUACAUCAACAGCGCCCCCUACAGCUCCUCCCGAACCACUGCAGGGCCGCUACGUUUUGAAAAACGCGACUGGCGACGUUUGCUUGCUCGCCUACAUGGCUUUACAGUUCGACAUUGCUUACGCAAAACUGGGCCAUAGACAUGGAAUAGGUGUUUUCAACGUCCCAACCGACGCUGUUACGUCAGGGUUCUGUGACAAGACAGUAUCUAACAUCACGUUGUCUUUUUACGGUGGAACUUUUGAUCUCACGCUUUCAUUCCAAAUGGUGGACGGAGGGAGGUUCUUCCACCUGUCUUCUGUUGACCUCCAUUACGUGGAGGUACCAGGAAUCUUUCCCCAGACGGAGACACCAAACGCCAAGAGAAGCGCGUCUAACGUAACGCUGGACAUGUUCAGGGCUAGCUCUGGCAAAUCUUACAGGUGUUCUGAAGACAGGGACUUUGUCUUAACAACAAGCGUCACCCUGCACACCCGGCUAGUUCACGUGCAAGCCUUCGGGGUCAACAAAGGACAGUUUUCUACCGCACAGGAUUGUGGGAUGCGGAGCAGUAAUAAUGAGUUGGUGGCGGUUGUGACAGGUGGGUCCCUGGGCGGAGUCAUCAUCAUCGCCAUCGUGACGUACUUUGUCUGUACCAGAGGACGCAGGACCACCAGGGAUGGAUAUACCGCCAUUAACUGAUAUUUAUGCUUACAGGUCACCACUGAGCAAAAACAUAUUGUUUUUGCUCAGUUUCCUCUUUCAGUAUCUUGCCAACAGUGGCAACAUUUGUAUUUUUCACAAAGCAUGUACAUGUAUAAUUGUGGAAGAAUCAGAGAAAUGUAAGGGUUAAGGUACAUGUAACAGUCAAUAGAGAUAUAUCUACAUUUGUGAUUAUUACUACAUUGCAAUACAUUUGUGAUAACUACUAAUAUCAGGUUUAGUCUAAGGAAAUAAACUUUAAGAUACAGAGAAUUCUACUUACUACGUAGUAGAAUUAGUUGUAACAGUAGACAGGUUUAUUUUUCAAUGAAGGGAAUAAAAGCUAAAAAAAACGUGACUUGUACUUUUGAUAGCCCUUUGCAUCUGAUAUCUGCAUUGUGAUGAAUACAUAAUGAUGAAUGCAAAGUAAUACUAGUACAAAGUUUUGCAAUAUGUAACAAACAAUGGUUUGAUAAGAAUUUUCAUAGCAUGUUGUUGACCACAGAGCCAUUCAGGCAACCAGUACGGUAAUGCCUGCAAGUCUGCAGUCUGUG